Messenger RNA from Aplosporella prunicola CBS 121167, 1639 nucleotides. RefSeq lists its product as uncharacterized. Lineage: Eukaryota; Fungi; Ascomycota; Dothideomycetes; Botryosphaeriales; Aplosporellaceae. The record is from RefSeq and is a predicted model, not a curated record. The annotation marks the transcript as partial. The transcript has a single exon. Gene Ontology annotation, molecular function: RNA binding.
AUAUAUCCACGCUUUCACAAAAUGGCCAGCACAAAGAUCAAGGAGAAGAAGGAUAAGAGCGAGAAGAAGGAGCGGAAGGAGAAGAAGAAGUCCUCCAAGACCGCCGCCGCCGUCGAGCCCGUCUCCGAACCCGAAUCCGUCAGCGAACCCGCACCCGCAUCAGACGUCGCGUCCUCGCCAGAACCCGCGUCGCGCAAGCGCAAGCGCAUUGUCGCGCCGGAAGAUGAGCUCGAAGUCGACGUCAACGCGCCCGAGCCGCUGUCCAAGAAAGAGCUGCGCCGAGCCAAGAAGGGCAAGGUAGUCAACAAGCCCGACGCGGCAGCCAAAGCCGGCAUCACCGACAACAACAACGACAACGACGCCGCCGCCGCCGAUGGCACCGCCACCAAGGCCGGCGCCGCAAAGCCCGCCGAAAAGUCCAUCCACGGCAUCUGGAUUGGCAACCUGCCCUGGACCGCGACCAAGGAGAGCCUGCGCACCUUCAUCUGCGAGCACGCCUCGCUGACGGACGAGCAAAUCACGCGCGUGCACAUGCCGGCGCCGGACAAGGCCUCGGUGGCAACGAUGCGCAUCAAGCCGACGAACAAAGGCUUCGCAUACGUCGACUUCUCCGACGCGGAAGCCGUGCAAGCAGCCAUUGGCGCGAGCGAGACGCUGAUGGGCGGCCGCCGCGUCCUAAUCAAAGACGCGCACAGCUUCGCGGGGCGGCCGCAAAAAGACCCGGCCGAGAAGGAAAAGGACGCGACCAAGGCGCUGGCGGUGCAGGCGAGCGGCGGCAAGGAGCCCAGCCGCCGCGUCUUCGUCGGCAACCUGGCCUUCGACGUUACAAAGGAGGACCUGCUCGAGCACUACGCCAAGUGCGGCCCCGUCGCCGACCUGCACAUGGCCACGUUCCAGGAUUCCGGCAAGUGCAAGGGCUACGCGUGGGUGACGUUCGAGACGCUCGAUGCCGCUGCCGCCGCCGUCGCGGGCUUCGUGCGCAUCCCCGUUGAGCGGGACGACGACUCCUCGGACGAGGAAGAGGAGGAAGAAAACGACGACGACGAAGACAUGCCCGACGCCGACGCCGCCGCCACCAGCAAACCCAAGAAAGCCAAAAAGCCCAAGAAGGAAAAACUGCGCAAGUGGUUCGUGAACCGGCUAGGCGGGCGGGCGCUGCGCGCCGAGUUCGCCGAGGACGCGCAAACACGCUACAAGAAGCGAUACGGCAAGGACUCGAAGGGACGGGGAAGCCACGGCAACGACAACAACGGCGGCGAGGCCGACGCCAUCACCGAAGUCGGUUCCGCGCCCGCGCCGCGCCCCAGACGCCAGCCGUACGAGCGCAAGAAGGUCGACGCGCGGACGAUCGCGCCCGGAGCGGCGCUGGCGAGCGCGCCGAGGUCGUCGGGCGCGAUUGUCGAGGCGAGGGGAAAGAAGAUCACGUUUGAUUAGUUAGGUGGUUCGUUUUAAGGGGGGGAAGGAGGAAGAAAAAAAAAAAAGCAAUGGAGGAGGUUACCGUACUACCCCCUUCUUUCGUGUUUAUUUGCUAUUUACCUACCUACUAUAUCCGUUACUGCUGUCUAUGCAUUAAUGUUUGCUUGUCUGUCUGUAUACUUUCGCUGCUCAGACGCUCCCACCUUUAACUCUUCUCCACCCC